Brassica rapa (field mustard) is the source of this 920-nucleotide messenger RNA. Its product is annotated as microtubule-associated protein RP/EB family member 1B. Lineage: Eukaryota; Viridiplantae; Streptophyta; Magnoliopsida; Brassicales; Brassicaceae. Gene Ontology annotation, molecular function: microtubule binding. The record is from RefSeq and is a predicted model, not a curated record.
GAUUAGGAAUCAAGCACGCAUGCAUUUUACAAAACUACAAAGUCAUGCAAGAGGUCUUCACCAAACUCAAAAUCACCAAGCCAUUGGAAGUCAACAGGCUUGUCAAAGGCAGACCACUAGACAACUUGGAGUUUCUACAAUGGCUGAAACGUUUCUGCGAUUCCAUUAAUGGUGGCAUUAUGAACGAGAAUUACAAUCCAGUAGAACGAAGAUCGAGAAGUGGCAAAGAGAAAAGCGUAAAGGGGUCUAGUGAGGUCUCAAAGUCAUUGCAAACAAACAAUACGCAUCAUACUCCUACAGUCACUGCUUCCAGCAAACCAACUGGUCCAAAGCAAGCAAGAUCACAUGCAAUUGGAGGUGGGAGCAACUCGUCGGCCAAAGUGCAAGCUCUGUCAAAGGAGCUUGAAGAUCUCAAGGUCUCGGUAGAUGUCUUGGAAAAGAAAAGAGAUUUUUACUUCUCUAAGCUCAGGGAUAUAGAGAUACUCUGUCAGACUCCUGAACUUGAUGAUCUUCCGAUUGUUGUAGCAGUUAAGAAGAUAUUAUAUGCAACAGAUGCAAAUGAAUCUGCUCUCCAAGAAGCUCAAGAGUGCCUAAUCGAGUCUCUAGGCAUUGAGGUUGAGGAAGAAGAAGGAAACGAAGAAGAAGACGAAGCAGGGACUCAGACUUAAAAGUUGUGAUUUCUAACAACAACAAAAAAAACAAGUUUCAAAGUAGAGGACAAUGACUAUACAUUGCCUUGUCUUAGAAGAUAGUGUUUGCACAAUACUCAAGUUUACCCUAACCGGUUAUUCGGUUUUAAAUGAAACAUCCCAAACUAUGUUCCUUUCUUAACUUAAAAGAUGGUCCAAUUUGGUUUUUCUUUGUAUCACAGUGUUUUGUGUCCAUCUAAAUAUAUGGGAAAAAAUAAUAAUUUAUUAGCA